GAGCGAAAUCUCUGCUACACACAAGCAUAUACACGUUUGACAUUUGUUAUUCUCUUAAUUUACAAAGUUUACGACCAAAAACUACACACUACCAGCGAAAACCAUCAACAAAGCCAACUGAAAACGCUGAUAUCACCAAACAAUUUCCUUUUUUCCACACCAUACAAUUUGAGUGAGUUAAUUUUUGUAUCGCGAAAAACGAUACGGUGGGACGCGCAAGAGUGAGGCAAUCAAUCUGAAAAUGGAGCAAUUGAAAUGCGGUGAAGUGUACCGCGAUUUAGAUGGAAAUUUUAAUUAUAUUUGCAGCUGUUGUUCGUUUGAAUUUUUAUCGGCUCCCGAUUUUGAAGAGCACAUCAUUGUGCAUGUGUUGAGUUCGCCAAAUUUGAAAGAAGAAAAAUUCAUUGAAAACGAUUCAAAUCCAAAUUAUUCCAUCGAAAUUGAACCAGUACUGAAUCAUCACGAGGAAAUCGAAGAGGAAGAAGAAGAAGAAGAAGAAGAAGAGGAGGAUGAAGAGGAUGAAGAAGAUGAUAUGGAUGAGGAUGGAACAUUUGAAGAGGCCGAAUUCAUCAUUGAAACGGAAUCAAGCGUUCAAGAUAUUCUAAAUGAAGUGACCGAUGAUUCCGUAUUCAAAUGCGAUUGCUGUGACAAAGUGUACGCGUGCCGUGGUUUGAGACAGCAACACCAUCAUAAUUACAGUGAUGAAAGCAAAGCAUGCAAACUUUGCCCAGCCUAUUACGAAAAAGAUUCGGAAUUGAAUGCUCAUAAGAAAGUGCACAAUUUAGCCAACACUCUCGAGUGUCCGCAUUGUUUAGAAUCGUUUGCAUCGGCCAAUAAAUUGAAGCGGCAUUUGACAUCGAGUAAAAUGGAAAUGGGCGUUCCACCGCCGAAACGUUCGCGUAAGUCAAUGCUCAAGAAAAGCGAUGAUUCGUCCGACCCAAUCGAUAUUGAUGAGACCAAGGAAGUGGUCAAAGAUGAAUUUGAAGUGGAGAUUGGUGACAAGAAACGGCAUAAAUUUGUGUGCAAAAUUUGCCAAAAAGAAUAUUCAUAUUUGCAUUAUCUGAAGAAACACUUGAAGCGCCAUUCGGACAACACGUUGAACCAUUCGUGCGAAAUUUGCGGUCAUGAAUUUAAAUUGCGACAAAAUCUAACCGCCCAUAUGCGUACUCACACAGGGGAAAAACCAUUUAAAUGCAGACUGUGCGGUAAGGCAUUCAAUCAACCGUAUUACAUGACCAUUCACAUGCGAAUCCAUCAGAAGGAAAAACCGUAUCAAUGCAAUUUGUGCGGUGUAUCAUUUGUUACGUCAAGCCACUUGGGCAGACACAUGAAAAGCCACAAUAAUAUUAAACCGCACAAAUGUACGAUUUGCGAUCGAGCAUUCAUUCUUCCCGGGCAUUUGCAGGAUCACAUACGAUCUCAGCACACGCACGAACGACCAUUCCACUGUGAUGUGUGCGGCAAUACGUUUUCACGACGGAAAUUAUUGCGUCAGCAUAAGCAAUUGCACGGUGAAAAGCGAUUCAAAUGCAAAUACUGUGAUCAAGUAUUUUCACAAUCGGCCGGUCGAAGAGGUCACGAGAUUCGUGUACAUAACGCUCCAAACAAACCGAACGUUAGCCUGGAUUGAUUCAAAAUUAACAUCACGAACAUCAUGCUGAGACAUUGACCAUCUACGCAAACGUCCGAACAUCUUCUCCCUAGAGAUAGGGAAAAAAAAACAACAAAUUAAAUUAACGACAUGAGUGUCUUUCAUAAUUUUUUUUCUAAGUGAUGACUUUUUUUUAUUUUUGGAAGAAAAGCAUAAUUUGUUGUCUUUGCGAUUGUAUUUCAAUUGUAUAUCAGUUCAGUUGAGUUCAUUUGUUUCGAAAAAUGAACAGUAGAGUAACAGCGACACGAAAGUGCGUCAUUCACAUUAACCUUUCGAGAGGGACAAUAUUUUCUGACAUUUCUCUAUGUAAGCAAAGUGAAACCAAUAAAAAGUCAAUGUUCAUUGCAAUGGAAUAGAAAACAAA
Molecule: messenger RNA, 2012 nt
Organism: Sitodiplosis mosellana (orange wheat blossom midge)
Lineage: Eukaryota; Metazoa; Arthropoda; Insecta; Diptera; Cecidomyiidae
Product: zinc finger protein OZF-like
Exons: 3
Coding region: 242-1627 (461 amino acids)
Biological process (GO): regulation of transcription by RNA polymerase II
Molecular function (GO): DNA-binding transcription factor activity; RNA polymerase II cis-regulatory region sequence-specific DNA binding
Source: RefSeq, a predicted model, not a curated record